AAUCAAACAAAGUCAUUACCAAAUUAACGACACACAGGUGACGAAAAAAGCAUUUUGUAAACAAGCCUCAAUCCGUGCGGUCGUAUAGAGUCAGUGAUUCUCUUAAGUACAUUAUAGGCGUGUAAUAAAGUGCAACUGAUUAUUUGUGGAAAGAGAAAAUGUCUUCAGCAACACCAUCACCACCGAGCUUGCAUUCAGAUCAAGAGGAAUCCAGAGAUUCAAGUUCGUCUGAAUUUUCCAACACCGUUAUGACGAGGUAUGCAACAAACGACAACUUAGAUUCAACUCAGAAAGGAAUAACGUCUCAUGGUGUCGAAGAUAUAUUGUCAGACGGUGUCAACUACGGUGUAAACGAGAAUGUGUUCUCAGAUUGUAAACCAGAAGUAUUAUCAACGAUACCAAAUUCCUUCGUGCAAGACUACAAUUCUAGAGAUUCCAUCGGAUUUACCAUCCAUGAUAUUCUUGGUCUCCAACAAUCAUACAACGCAGUGAAUACUCAAGACAACAUAGAAACAAGAUAUGAUUACCAAAUACCAAACUAUGAAAGUAUAAGCAAUAGUAGCAACAAUUACGGAUCUGGUACUGAAGAGGUGAUUACCGAAGACUGUAUUAACAAAAAUGAGAUUUUUAAUUCCACAGCAACACUAGUUGGUAAUCAGGUUAUUUACGACAAAAGUUUUACUAACGAACCUGUUCGGUAUCACGAAAGAAGCAGUUUAAACAGUGAUGCAAAAGAUCCUGUUGAUAUCAAUGACUUACAUGAAUCAAGUUUUCCUGGUCAGAACCCUGGGUGGAGUAACAACCCUUCCUCUAGCACUCCUAUUGCUAGAGCUUCAUCUUCUCUAUCAGGCACAGAAAUGUCAACAACCUCACCAUCAUACCAAAAAGGAUUUACAAAGCGAGCAAGAACCGCGUACACGAGCUCGCAACUAGUUGAGCUAGAAAAUGAGUUCCAUCAAAAUCGUUAUCUCUGUCGACCGCGACGCAUUGAGUUGGCCAACUAUCUUCAACUAUCGGAGCGACAAAUCAAAAUAUGGUUUCAGAAUAGGAGAAUGAAGUACAAGAAGGACAAUAAACAUAAUAAGCCGUCGUCUUCAGUUGAUGACAGUAGCCCGUCAAGUUCCAAAGAGAUGUCACCGAGCCAAGACCAUAAGAUGGGUCAUGGAAGAAGCUGCGGCGGUCACGAUAGACAUCGUCGUCUAUUGAGUGACAGUCACGCUAGCCACCACAAAAUCUACCUCUCAACCAAUGAUAGUCUUUCAAGGCCUCCCGACUAUGGAUCCAUCAAUACAUUGAAGUCUGUGAUAAAGGGACCUCCAAGUACAAUAGAGCUUCCGUCCUACACGCCAAAUUUAUCUUAUUCUUCGUACUACACUGCGGGGACGAGCAGGGCCGCUUACUCACCGAUAUCGGAGGUUUAUCGGUACUCGAACGAUGAGUCAAUGCAACCGAAUUCUACUUUGUCCACGUUAGCGGAUAGUUACGUGCCUAACGGAGUCAACUUAAAGUUGAACGAUGACAUCGUGAGAUACACGGCUGGUUCUACGUACUACAAUCCGAUAUCUAGUGGAGUUGUGAUGCAUACUCCGACAACUGACGCAUAUGGUUUUAGCAAUACAAUGUCGUCGAUUCCCGCCCCGACGUACGAAGACAGCAGUAUUCAUUCUAGAACCUCAAGCUUACCGCUAUCUCAAGAUCCUUAUUUCUCGUACUUGGCCCCCGCGGACAAUACGAGUCAGCAUUCAUCUGCAUCUAGCAGCAAAUAUUCGUCUUCUUACAUUUCGUUAUAGAAUUUAUUUUUAUAGUUACUUAUUAGUUUUUGCGGUUUUAUAAGAUCAUCUACAAGUAAACGUUGUUAAUCAGUAUUUUACCCAAUAGCAGUGCUAUUACUGUCUUCCUUCCAGCAAAUAUAGUGCCAUAUAGAGGCAAAAUGUUAAUUAGUUUAAUAACUGAUUAAAAAUGUUUAUUUACUGUGUAUCUGUACAUAGUGUAUAUUAUACAAGUAGGUAUACCUAAAUUCAUGAAACGUUGUUAUUUUUAUCAAAAGCGUAACUAUUUACAUCUAUAUCCUAAAUAAUGUUAAAUUUAAAAAUGAAUGUACUUAAUGUAAAAUUUAUUAGAUUUAA
This is a messenger RNA of Manduca sexta (tobacco hornworm), 2126 nucleotides long. It is a transcript of the gene zen, whose product is annotated as homeobox protein 10-like. Gene Ontology annotation, molecular function: DNA-binding transcription factor activity, RNA polymerase II-specific; RNA polymerase II cis-regulatory region sequence-specific DNA binding. Bases 159 to 1790 code for a protein of 543 amino acids. The transcript is spliced from 3 exons. Gene Ontology annotation, cellular component: nucleus. Lineage: Eukaryota; Metazoa; Arthropoda; Insecta; Lepidoptera; Sphingidae. The record is from RefSeq and is a predicted model, not a curated record. Gene Ontology annotation, biological process: regulation of transcription by RNA polymerase II.